UUCAAUGACAUCAUCAAUGAUGGGGCAGAAAUUCCUCCCACUGACGCAAAUGAUAGGGUCCAAUGACAUCAAUGAUGGGGCAGAAUUCCUCCCACUUACACAAAUGAUAGGGUCCAAUGACAUCAAUGAUGAUAGGGGCAGAAUUCCUCCCACUGACACAAAUGAUAGGGUCCAAUGACAUCAAUGAUGGGGGGUACACAAAUUGCUCCCACUGACACAAAUGAUAGGGUCCAAUGACAUCAAUGAUGGGGCAGAAUUCCUUCCAGUUACACAAAUGAUAGGGUUCAAUGACAUCAAUGAUGGGGCAGAGUUCCUCCCACUGAUACCAAACAAUGAGGCCUUAU
Molecule: messenger RNA, 344 nt
Organism: Staurois parvus
Lineage: Eukaryota; Metazoa; Chordata; Amphibia; Anura; Ranidae
Source: the annotation of a GenBank genome assembly